Messenger RNA from Carassius carassius (crucian carp), 1182 nucleotides. Its product is annotated as voltage-dependent anion-selective channel protein 1-like. Gene Ontology annotation, molecular function: voltage-gated monoatomic anion channel activity. The coding region runs from base 201 to 1052 and encodes 283 amino acids. Gene Ontology annotation, biological process: monoatomic anion transmembrane transport. NCBI's taxonomy places the organism in Eukaryota, Metazoa, Chordata, Actinopteri, Cypriniformes, Cyprinidae. The transcript is spliced from 9 exons. Gene Ontology annotation, cellular component: mitochondrial outer membrane. The record is from RefSeq and is a predicted model, not a curated record.
GAUGCUCAAGAUUAUUCUGCAGAGGCGUGGCGUCGUUUGCGCACGUGACGCUCAUGCGUGAAUCUGGCGUCGUCCUCUGCCGCACGUCUCUCUCUCCUGCCCUGCGCUGUCCUCACGACUUUACACAGGGUUUGCUGGCUGGAGUCCAUCUGUUCGUGAGCGUGACCUCUGGCUGACCUUCUUCACCUCUGUUUCAGACAAUGGCUGUUCCUCCAACAUAUGUAGACCUGGGCAAGUCUGCCCGCGACAUCUUCACCAAAGGAUAUGGUUUUGGUCUUAUCAAGUUGGACUUGAAAACGAGGUCAGAGAAUGGAUUGGAGUUCAAGAGCUCCGGCUCGGCCAACACUGAGACCAGCAAGGUAGCAGGAACACUGGAGACCAAGUACAAGUGGGCAGAACACGGCCUGACCUUUACUGAGAAGUGGAACACGGACAACACUCUGGGCACGGAGAUCACUCUGGAGGACCAGCUGGCUAAAGGGCUGAAGUUGACGUUUGAUUCCUCCUUCUCUCCGAACACUGGCAAGAAGAGCGGGAAGAUCAAGAGCAGCUUCCAGCAUGAGCACAUCAACCUGGGCUGUGACGUGGACUACGACAUCAAUGGCACCGCGGUGCACGGAGCCGUGGUCGUGGGCUUCGAGGGCUGGCUGGCCGGAUACCAGACCACUUUCGAGGCUGGGAGGAACCGGGUCACUCAGAGCAACUUCGCUGUGGGCUACAAGUCCGACGAGUUCCAGCUCCACACAAACGUGAAUGAUGGAACAGAAUUUGGUGGCUCCAUUUACCAAAAAGUGAACGAUAAGCUGGAGACUGCAGUCAAUCUGGCAUGGACCGCUGGUAACAGCAACACCCACUUUGGCAUCGCGGCCAAGUAUCAGAUCGAUGCCGAUGCUUCCUUCUCGGUCAAAGUGAACAAUUCUAGCCUUGUCGGCCUGGGAUAUACCCAGACCUUGAAGCCUGGUAUUAAGCUGACCCUCUCUGCUCUUCUGGAUGGGAGGAACAUUAACACAGGUGGCCACAAACUGGGGUUGGGUCUGGAGUUCGAGGCAUAGGAAGCUGAGGAUUGCAAUAAUCCUGACUUAAAUUUUUUUUUUUUUUUUCUCACAUACCUUGUUUCUCUUAGAUGCACUGGCCAAGGAAGCGCACUAUUGUAUACUCGGGUCAAAUAAUGCAUUAGUGAUG